GUAAGAAGAAUAAAGAUUCUUUGGGAAACUUUUCUUUCUCUUCUGAAGAAAAUUUGCUUCAGGCCAGAGGUUUUUUAGGUGCUGCUGAGGUUUUGGAGAUCUGGGAAAAUGGGUAAUAACAUGACACCAGCUCUUAAGCAGCAACAUCUGUUGUGGUUCAAAGCCACACAGAAGCUGCUUAGACAGUCACAUGUUUUGGACUACACGGACAAGUGUGGUUCAAUGGUAAAGACACAGAGCAGAAGAAACUUAGUGUAGAAAGGUUGGAAAAUGGAGUCCUGGAAGAUAAACAUCUUUAAGAAACAAACCUCACCUUGUCCUCCAAGCUAUGGAAGAUCUUUGUCAGAACCUGCUUAUGCAAAUUCAGAGAUAGGAGCAAGUUUAAAGAUGCAUCCAUGGUGUGAUUCAUUUAAAAGCCAGAGGAAGAAAAAUGAAUAUGCUGUUUCCAAUCUGGAAAAGCCACUGGAAGCUUAUAGGUGGCAGAAUCAGCCUGGCUUUAGGAAGAAAGGGAACAAAAUGGAAAGACUGCAAAAUAUUAAUGGAGACCUGGAUGAGCCCCGGCAAAAGGUCCUGCCAGAGACAAUGGGUACUAAUGCCUCUUCCUCUGCUCAUGAGAUCCCUGGGACAUCAACAGAGAAACUGAACCUGGUUAAUACCCAAUCACUUCGGGCUCCAUUCACCAGGUCCGUUUCAGAGCCAGAGCCCUGCUGUAGUAUCAGGUUUAUGAGACCAUGGCCGAAUUCACUGGGGUCAGUGGAGUCUGAACAACAGGGAUAUUUCAUCCAUGGCAUUUUCUCUACUCUUUCCAGUGGCUUCUCCAGGAUGCUGAAUCUAAAAGGAGAAGCAACCAAUGAGCCAGUAGAAGAAGAUGUAAAAGGACCACCCACCCAUCGUCUGUCUUGUGGUCAGUCACCCUACACUGAGACAACAUCAUGGGAAAGGAAGUACUGCAUCCUCACAGACAGCCAGUUGGUGUUGCUCAACAAGGAGAAGGAGAUACCUGUCGAAGGACAGGAGCAACAGACAGAUUCCACCAAAGGGCGAUGUCUGAGGAGAACUGUCAGUGUCCCUUCAGAGGGUCAGUUUCCUGAGUACCCACCAGAGGGCACCACUAAACUAGAGGUGCCAGCAGAAAGGUCCCCCCGCAGACGGAGCAUCUCAGGGACCAGCACUUCAGAGAAACCCAACUCCAUGGACACUGCGAAUACCUCCCCUUUCAAAGUACCAGGAUUCUUCAGCAAGCGCCUGAAAGGUUCCAUCAAGAGGACCAAAAGCCAGUCAAAGCUUGACAGAAACACAAGCUUUCGACUUCCAUCCCUUCGCAAUGCAGAUGACAGGUCUCGUGGUCUGCCUAAACUGAAAGAGUCUCGUUCACAUGAGUCCCUGCUGAGUCCAUGCAGUGCAGUGGAAUGUCUCGAUCUUGGUAGAGGGGAGCCAGUGUCAGUGAAACCACUCCAUAGUAGCAUCCUUGGGCAAGACUUCUGCUUUGAGGUCACCUACUUAAGUGGAAGUAAAUGCUUUAGCUGUAACUCUGCCUCAGAGAGAGAUAAGUGGAUGGAAAACCUUCGAAGGACAGUUCAGCCAAAUAAGGACAAUUGUCGACGAGCUGAAAAUGUUCUCCGUUUAUGGAUCAUUGAAGCCAAGGACCUUGCCCCUAAAAAAAAAUAUUUCUGCGAACUGUGCCUUGAUGAUACCCUCUUUGCUCGUACAACCAGCAAGACCAAAGCAGACAAUAUUUUCUGGGGUGAACAUUUUGAAUUCUAUAGCCUUCCACAUCUUCAUAGCAUCACAGUUCAUAUUUAUAAGGAUGUGGAAAAGAAGAAAAAAAAGGACAAGAAUAAUUAUGUAGGGCUAGUCAACAUCCCCACUGCCAGUGUGACUGGUCGCCAGUUUGUAGAAAAGUGGUACCCAGUGAGUACACCCACACCCAACAAAGGAAAGACAGGAGGACCUUCUAUUCGGAUUAAGUCACGUUUCCAAACCAUCACCAUUCUGCCUAUGGAGCAAUACAAAGAAUUUGCAGAAUUCAUCACCAGCAACUACACCAUGCUGUGCUCUGUUCUUGAGCCGGUAAUUAGUGUGAGGAAUAAAGAGGAGUUGGCUUGUGCCUUAGUACACAUUCUUCAAAGUACUGGCAGAGCCAAGGAUUUUCUGACUGACUUGGUGAUGUCUGAGGUGGAUCGUUGUGGAGAGCAUGAUGUCUUGAUCUUCCGAGAAAACACCAUUGCCACGAAAUCCAUUGAGGAAUACCUCAAGUUGGUGGGACAACAGUACCUCCAUGACGCACUGGGGGAGUUCAUCAAAGCCUUGUAUGAAUCAGACGAGAACUGUGAAGUGGACCCCAGCAAGUGUUCAUCUAGUGAACUGAUAGACCACCAGAGCAACCUGAAAAUGUGCUGUGAGUUGGCUUUCUGCAAGAUCAUCAACUCCUACUGUGUCUUCCCUCGUGAACUGAAGGAAGUGUUUGCAUCAUGGAAGCAGCAGUGCCUGAACCGAGGCAAGCAAGACAUCAGUGAGCGGCUCAUUAGUGCCUCACUGUUUCUCCGUUUUCUUUGCCCAGCCAUUAUGUCGCCCAGUCUUUUCAGCUUGAUGCAGGAGUAUCCUGAUGACCGAACAUCUCGAACUCUAACUCUUAUAGCCAAGGUCAUUCAGAACCUGGCCAACUUUGCCAAGUUUGGUAACAAAGAGGAAUACAUGGCAUUCAUGAAUGAUUUUUUAGAACAUGAAUGGGGUGGAAUGAAGCGGUUCCUUUUGGAGAUCUCUAAUCCAGACACCAUCUCAAACACCCCAGGCUUUGAUGGUUACAUUGAUCUGGGCAGAGAGCUAUCAGUUUUGCAUUCCUUACUGUGGGAAGUAGUUUCUCAGCUUGAUAAGGGUGAAAAUUCCUUUCUACAGGCAACUGUGGCAAAACUGGGUCCUCUCCCUCGUGUUCUUGCUGAUAUUACCAAGUCUCUGAGUAAUCCUACACCAAUACAACAGCAACUGAGACGCUUUGCUGAGCAUAGCUCCAGUCCAAAUGUCAGUGGAAGCCUCUCCUCUGGGCUGCAGAAAAUAUUUGAAGACCCCACUGACAGUGAUUUGCAUAAACUAAAAUCUCCAAGCCAGGAGAACACAGACAGCUAUUUCAGAGGAAAAACAUUAUUGUUGGUUCAGCAAGCCUCCUCCCAGAGCAUGACGUACUCUGAAAAGGAUGAAAAGGAAAGCAGCCUUCCUAAUGGUCGGAGCAUCUCCCUCAUGGACCUCCAGGACACUCAUGCUGCUCAGGUGGAGCACGCAUCUGUCAUGCUUGAUGUGCCUAUGCGCCUUGCAGGAAGCCAGCUUUCUAUAACCCAGGUGGCUAGCAUCAAACAACUUCGGGAAACCCAGAGCACUCCCCAGAGCGCACCUCAAGUAAGAAGACCCUUGCACCCAGCCUUGAACCAGCCAGGAAGUCUCCAGCCUUUGUCGUUCCAGAACCCUGUCUAUCACCUCAACAAUCCAGUUCCAACAAUGCCAAAGGCCUCUGUAGAUUCUAGUUUGGAGAACCUAAGCACAGCCAGUUCUAGAAGCCAAAGCAAUAGUGAAGACUUCAAACUCAGUGGACCCAGCAAUAGCAGCAUGGAAGAUUUCACCAAAAGAAGCACGCACAGUGAAGACUAUUCCAGGCGGCACACUGUACCAGACAGACACAUACCUCUUGCUCUGCCACGACAAAAUAGUACUGGGCAGUCCCAAAUCCGAAAGAUGGACCAGGCGGGGUUAGGUGCCCGAGCCAAAGCACCUCCAUCCCUCCCACAUAGUGCUUCCUUACGUAGCACAGGGAGCAUGUCAGUGGCAUCUGCAGCACUGGUGGCUGAACCUGUACAGAACGGGAGCCGAUCCAGGCAGCAGUCCUCUUCCUCCAGAGAGAGCCCUGUUCCCAAAGUGAGAGCAAUCCAGAGACAACAGACACAGCAGGUUCAGUCACCUGUGGAUUCUGCCACAAUGUCUCCAGUAGAAAGGACAGCAGCCUGGGUUCUGAACAAUGGACAGUAUGAAGAGGAUGUGGAAGAAGCUGAUCAAAAUCAAGAUGAAGCCAAGCAUGCUGAGAAGUAUGAACAAGAAAUUAGCAAAUUGAAAGAACGCCUACGAGUGUCCAGCCGGCGGCUAGAGGAGUAUGAGCGCCGGCUUCUGGUGCAAGAGCAGCAGAUGCAGAAGCUGCUACUGGAGUAUAAGGCCCGGCUGGAGGACAGUGAGGAGCGGCUGCGCAGACAGCAGGAGGAGAAGGAUAGCCAGAUGAAAAGCAUCAUCAGCAGGCUAAUGGCCGUCGAAGAGGAAUUAAAGAAGGACCAUGCUGAGAUGCAAGCAGUUAUUGAUGCAAAGCAGAAAAUAAUUGAUGCACAGGAAAAGCGGAUCAUGUCCCUGGAUUCAGCCAACACAAGACUGAUGAGUGCCCUGACUCAAGUGAAGGAGCGAUACAGCAUGCAGGUCCGCAAUGGCAUCUCUCCCACCAACCCCACCAAGCUUUCCAUCACGGAGAAUGGUGAAUUCAAAAACAGCAGCUGCUGAUGGCCUUUGUGAAUACAGACUGUGGGAGGAGACAGAAGGAAGUUGCCCAGCUCUCCUAUUCCCAGCCUUUUAACCCUCCAGGUUUACAGAAUGUUGCUUCAAAUAGCUGUAUGGAGAGAAACUCUUAAAUGAAGAAAGGAACCUUGUCUUUCAGGGCAUAAAGCAAAGACCACCAAUGUCGAUGCUUUCCCCAGUGUCUCUAUGUACAUAGGGAACUUAGUUCUGGGCCAUGUACAGAAAUACCACUGUAAUAUACCAAAAGGAAGUUAAUAAUGUAGAUGACCUUUUUAAUUAUUACUAUUUUAUUAUUGUUUUUCUCUUGUUGAAAGCACUGCAGUUUUUAGUGGAAGAAAAAUAGGAGCCGAGUGUGAGUGAGAAAUGAGCCUGUCGGUUCAGUAGGUAGAGACUCUGUUGAAUAGGAGCACAUGGAGUGCAAUAGGACCUUGUCAGAAUGAGUUUUUUUUCAGGGAUUCAUCUGCCAGUUUCAAAGCCUCACCCUAGUCCCUUACCAUUAGGAAAACAUGCAAAUACCAAGAUCCACACAAAACAGUACUUUAUGCCACUGAUCAACCAAGAUGGUUCUGAUCAGACAAUAAUCUGAUUUGGAGAGUCACCAUUUCAGAGGACAUGGAUAGGAGUGGUUGAUUGUACCAAAACUGAACUAGAAAUGAUUUCUUUUGAACUCUUAUCAGUAUGUUUGUUUCCUCCAUCUACAGCAGAUGAGAAUUUUCUGUUUUAGAUAUGGGACUUUCUGAUUUUUACUCCUACUUUUUUUUUACUACUCUUUUGAGUUGACAGAACUAUAAAUAUUUGUGUCUCUGUCUACCAUCUUCAUUUUCACACGUGCACUGUCCUUGCCUCCCCACGCUGGGAGCAGUCAGCACCAACAGGGUUCGCUCUCCACUGGAGAGUUAUUCAAGUAAGCCAUUCAUAAGCCAUCUGAAUAAUACCCUUUCUUCCAUACAGAAAAGGGCUAAUUACAACAGAGCAGGAAUCUCUGAAUAUUUCCCACUAAAAUUUUUCUUUCUGUUUGUCAGAUAAAGAUUGAAUCUGCCAUACUAACAAAUCUGUGGGCAGGGUUAUUUCAUCACCACUUAUAACCUUUAAAUUGCUGCUUCUUUCUAUUUAUCCCUCCCAUUUGUGAAGGAAAUCUAAAAACUGAAGCAUCUUUUUCUUUUAAAAAUGAUAACUAAUCUUGCUAUAGAGAACCAGAAUGUGAGGAUGGCACAUUCCAGGUGUUAUUACACACUCAUGGUAGACUCAGCAAGAAUGACCCAGGUUAUCAUUAAUGGCUUCAAUACAGGACAGAAAAUCUAUGUUUUUCUUCAGAGUGUGACAUGCCAUCUGGAAUGCAGGCUUAAUUACCAGGGGUAGAGAAAGUUAGCUGCAGGUUAAACAAAUAUAUAUAUAUAUAUAUAUAUAUAAAUAUAUAUACAUAUUCACACAUAUGUACAUAUAAUGUGCACAUCAAAAAAUGUUCAUACCUUCUAUGUUGUUGGAUAUACAGAAAUAAUGUUUAAAAAGGGUCUUGAAUCUCUUUAAGCGAAAUCUACAUCAUUUUAUGUUGAAAAAACAGCAUUUCUCAAAUAAGUUAAUGUUUUGUUUUUUAAGUUAUAAACUUUAAGAAUUUUUUUAAGUAAAGGAUGCGGAGUGAGACAACAGAGCCAUAUGCAUGGAGUAUGUGUUUCUACAUAGUAGGAUAAUUGUAAGAAAACAAGAGAACAUGUGUAGUGCCCUCUUUGUUUGAAGUCCAGGCAUAGAUACCAAGCCCUCCUUUCCACCAAGUCCCAGGCAUGCAUUCCCAGUGUCACUUGCCCCUUAGGUUGACCUUUAUGUCUGACCUUGAAUCUCAGCAACCUCAUCAGAGCCUCAGCUGACAACCUUUGAAAGGGGUUUUUUCAUAAUAACCUGUUUCUAUGAGGCAGAUGCCCAAGCAUCUCACUGUGCUUGGAGCCAUAGGCCUCCAAGCCCACUUGAGUGUUUCCUUGACCCUUAACAGCUAUCUUACCAGGUUUUGUCUUCUCGCCAAGCUGAGACCACAUGGUGUUUAAUUUACUUCAUAAGAGAAAAGGUUUUUGAAUCUGCAGUAAUGGCCUGUACUGAGUGAAGUGGGAAUGUAAAUGUAGAUCUUUUCUUGUUUGUAGCUUAGCAAUGUUUUUUCUUCAUUCUUCCAAACCCUUCAGUAGUGCCACAGAAAACCUAGUUCAAUUAUUAGUUUCAAGUGGCCUGAAGUAUAUAAUGUGGUAACGUCUUGCUUUGAGGUUGAGAAAGACUUGAGGUGCUGGUUAUAGAUUACAAAGAUCUGGUCAUAUAAGUGUAGUGAUGAAUGCAGUUUAAGUAAAGGCACUGUGGGGCCUUUGAAAGCCUGUCUGCAUUGCAAGAUUGAAUUUCAAAAGAUUUGGACAUACAAUAAGGCUCUCUAACCAUCAUGUUAUCAUGAAUGAAGAGAAAAAAGUAAAAUAACAAUAGUAAGAAGAUUGGAAGUCAAAAGUUCAGCAUUGUUGCAGAUACUAAAUCUCAGAUUAUCCUUUGAGCCUAUUCAUCUUUUUAGCCUAUCAAAAAUAUUAUUCUGAGCUGGGGUAUAGCUCAGAGUGCCAACCUAGCAUGCCAGAGGCCCUCAGUUUUGUUUGUUUGUUUGGUUUUGUUUUUUCGAGACAGGGUUCUCUAUGCAGCUUUGGAGCCUGUUCUAGCACUCGGUCUAUAGACCAGGCUGGCCCUGAACUCACAGAGAUCUGCCUGCCUCUGCCUCCUGAAUGCUGGGAUUAAAGGCGUGCGCCACCACUGCCCGGCGAGGCACCACAUGAACUGGGAUAGUGGCACACAGGCCUGCAAUCCCAGCACUCCAGAGAUGGAAACAGGAGGAACAGGAACUCAAGGUCAUCCUCUGCUACACAGGUUUCCUGGCCAACCUGAGCUACUUAAGACCCUGUCUCAAAAUGCUAAAGACUAUUUUUUGAAUAUUUCUUUAGAGAAUGUUGCAAUCUUGUAAAGCUGAUUUUGAAUUUUUUCAUAUAGAAGAAGACAACAGCAGGUGCUAAUCUACAUGGUGUUCCUUUAACUCAAAUAGGUACAUGGUUUUGUUUUACUGGGAGGAAAUGUGUGAUUUUUUUAAAAACACUGAUGGGUUAAGUAGCUGCACCUUGCAAAUCCUGUUUCUGUUAACAUGUCAGCACAUUACAGCACAUUACAGGAUGAGAACAGACCAGGGUUGGAUGGGGUUUGGCACUCAGGUGAAGUACUGUGGAGUCUUUUCUAGAGGAAAGCUGGACUUGACCAUUAACAAGGAUAGCCUUAGGGUCUGGAGAGAUGGCACAGCAGUUAAGAACAAGGAUAGCCUUACUAGAACCAGGAAAGAGGCUUCUUCUUUCCCUCCUAGGUCACCAGAGCAUGAAGAUUUCCAUAAGACUAGCAUUACUUCAGUGACUGUGUGCUACUUGGGUCUGAGGCAGUUUUUUACUUGGUAUGGAAACUGAGGUGAUUGUGCUACCAUGGCUGGUCUUGCUUUUUCACUCACCAUCAGGUUGGUCAGAAUUAGUAUUCUGGCUGGUCUGCUUCUCUCCUCUGUUAGGGGGUUGCACAGGAAAGAAAAUCUGAGGGUUUCUAAGACUGCUAUAAACAUGGAGUAUGGGCACUGGGCUGGGCAUGAUUCAGAAAUAGUUUUUCUGUUAUUGGUGUUAGCUGUGGCGUUUGUGUGGAAUGGCAGUUCUCCAGAACCUAGCUCCCACUGUGUCCUCGGGUACAGCAGUUUAGGAGCAGGAUUUUUGUUUGAAGUUCCAGAGGACACUUGCCAUCAAGUGGGUUUGCAUUAGUGUUUGCUUUGCUUCCAUACACAUGUAGCUCUGGUUCCUCUCAGGUAUACUUCCUGAGAAGGCCUGUUAAGGAGCUGAGCUGGGAGAAGCAGCCUUCUUCGGGAUCCUCAGUCAAGAGACUGACUGAGCCCCAGGAUGGACCAUAGACUAGCCACAUCACUGGCAAACUCAGCAGCUCCAAAGCCCAUCCUGCAGUUUUACUUCAUUUUCAGCCACUUACAGGGAGAGGGUCACCUUCUGCUACAGAUUAAACAAGUUCAGGGAACAUUCUGCUUUAUACCCCUUGGCUUAUUCAAGUCAGUAAUGAACUCUCCUGCUUGCCUCAGUAGUAAAAAGUCACCUUCCCAACCCAUCCCUCGGAUACCUUUUUAAAUUAUCAUUAAUUUAAAUGGCUUAUACUUGUUUCUUAAAAGCAAGUAAUGUUGGUUUCAAAUUUUUAAGUACAAGCUUUUUUAUGUUUGAAUAAUAGCUAUCACUUCUUACGGAGCACCCUCUUAUCGCUGACCCAUCUAGAAACACUCUUGAGUUUUGAAAGGGUGAUAAAAUUUACAUGAGCGAGAGUGAAUUUCUUUCAAAAAGAUCCUGAGGACUUGGUUCCUCAGAAGUUCAAAGAAACAGUGGAGUUGCAUCAGCUGGCUCCUCCUAAGAUGUAUAUGUAGAAGGCAGGUCCUGAGACAACGUGUGCAUGUCUACAGAAAUGCACACCCCUUUAAAAAAAUGUUAAUCCACUUUAUGAACUAAUGAUUCCCUAACUUGCGGUUUUCUUUUUGUUUUGUUGGGUUUUUUUUUUUAGAUUUUACAAAAUUCUAUCCUCUUUAAAAUGUACUAUAUGUGUUAUAUGUAUAUAUAAGUUAAAGUGACUUGAGCUAGGUAUCAUUAUUGGUAGCACAGAGAAUAUGGAACAGCAGAUGGCUGUCACUAUCCGAGAGCAGAGUACAGAAAAUAGUUUUGGUUCUUCAUCAGUUAAUGCUCAGGUGUUUGAGCAACAGCCCAGCUAGCCUUGGUAAAUGCAGCAAGCCACCCAAGCAGAGGUCAGGAGUACCUUGACCCCGUGUUUCAGGACACAUUUUCAUUUUUUAUUAAAUGUCCUCAUUGUUCCCUAGGAGGUCUUGGAACUAAAAAUCAGACUGAACUGUUGGUGCAGCGACAUUUCCACAGCUGUGUUUUAGGGGUUUCUAUCCUCUGUGUGUGGUCAAGCUUCUGAAUAUAAACAGCAUGGAUAUGUCAUUUCUAGACCCUCAAGGAAAUUAUCAAUUUCUAGUUCACUAGAAGGUUAAAUGCUAAUUAUUUCAAUGACUGCCAUCCUGCAGAAAAGCUGAAAUAAGUAGUAAAGGUUGAAUUUUGACUGGUGCUUAGAUAUUUCUAGCUAUAUUAGGAUCAACUCAAGCAAACAGCAGCGUAUUUACCUGAGUCACACCUGUGAGGAAUUUAUUUUCCAAAUUUGAUUUUGUUUUUCAUCUCCAGGGCCUUAAUAAGAGUGUGUUAAUACACAUGACUAUUUUACAAAGAUAGUUCAAAAUAAUUUAUUUUUAUUUCAAGAAAGAGAAAUCCACCUUAGAAAUACAAAACCCAAGAUUUUAUUUUAUUUUUAAAGCCAUAUUUUUGUGCUUUGUAGCACUUAGAUUGUUCCAUAUGUGAUCCAUAUCUGCAUUUCAUUACCUGGGUUCUAAAAAAGAUUUAUUUUUGUUCUGUGAAUAAUUUUUGACAGUUCUUGUACAUGUACAGAUAUAGAUACGUUUGAGGUCUUUUAUUGAUAUUCCUACAAAAUGCAAAUAAACUUUAACUUUAAACAUUUCA
Messenger RNA from Mesocricetus auratus (golden hamster), 10133 nucleotides. It is a transcript of the gene Rasal2, whose product is annotated as RAS protein activator like 2. The transcript has 18 exons. The coding region runs from base 271 to 4527 and encodes 1418 amino acids. NCBI's taxonomy places the organism in Eukaryota, Metazoa, Chordata, Mammalia, Rodentia, Cricetidae. The record is from RefSeq and is a predicted model, not a curated record. Gene Ontology annotation, biological process: regulation of GTPase activity.